Molecule: messenger RNA, 855 nt
Organism: Eutrema salsugineum
Lineage: Eukaryota; Viridiplantae; Streptophyta; Magnoliopsida; Brassicales; Brassicaceae
Exons: 1
Coding region: 1-855 (284 amino acids)
Source: RefSeq, a predicted model, not a curated record
AUGGUAUCUUCAAGCAAUGAUAUUGACAAAUCAGAUGAUGAAAUUUUUGAUCAAGUCUUUGAUCAGAAAUUUGACAACAUCUUCAACGCAGUUCUUGAUCGGCAUGAACUAAAAAAAAAGAAACGCGCCUAUAUCGAAAGAGAACGUGUACAAGGCCAUCAACGCUUAUGGAACGAUUACUUCUGUGAAGGUGCAACAUACCCACCAAGACUAUUCCGACUCCAUUUUAGAAUGAAGAAGGACUUGUUCAUUCGUAUAGUUGAUCGGCUUUCCAGUGAAGUUCUGUACUUUCAACAAAGAAGAAAUGCUACCGGAAGGUUUGGUCUAUCUAGACUACAAAAGUGUACGACAGCCAUUCGUAUGAUUGCAUAUGGUUGUGCGGCUGAUGCGGUUGACGAAUACUUUCGACUCGGUGAGAGUACUGCCAUUUUAUGCUUGGAAAAUUUCAAUGAAGGAAUAAUUCAGUUGUUUGGAGAUGAGUACCUGAGAAGGCCCACACCAAAUGAUCUUCAACGACUACUCGAUGUUGGAGAGAUAAGUGGCUUUCCCGGGAUGAUAGGAAACAUCGAUUGUAUGCAUUGGGAGUGGAAGAAUUGUCCUACUGCUUGGAAAGGGCAAUAUACAUGUGGUUCAGAAAAACCGACAAUCGUCUUAGAGGCUGUUGCAUCGUAUGAUCUUUGGAUAUGGCACGCCUUUUUUGGACCUCCAGGUACAUUAAACGAUAUAAACGUUCUUGAUCGUUCACCUGUAUUUGAUAAUAUUUUACAAGGCCGAGCUCCAAAAGUGAAUUACUCGGUCAAUGGACACGAGUAUAAGUUGGCUUAUUACCUCACUGGCGGUAUUUAUCCGAAAUAG